AUGGCGGGCUGGGCCCUAUGCAUGGCCCUGGUGCUGCCAGCACUGGCAGGGGCAGUGGGCGAGACCCGCUACGAGAAGUUCCUGCGGCAGCACGUGGACCACCCCCGGACAUUCAACCUGGCAGCCCACCGCUACUGCGAGACCAUGCUGGCGCGCCGGAGGGUGACGGCCCCAGGGCGUCCCUGCAAGCCCUCCAACACCUUCGUGCACGCGCCGGCCGAGGAGCUGGUGGCCGCCUGUACCCAGAUGCCUGACGCGAUGGGGUUCCACAGCACCCCAACACCCAUGGGCCUCACAGCCUGCCGCCUGCGGGGGGGGGACACCCGCCCCCCUUGCACCUACCGGGCCCGGGAGCUCCGCCACCACGUGCGGGUCUCCUGUCUGGGUGGGCUGCCCGUGCACCUCGCUGGCACCCACGCGCCCCCCCAGUGA
Molecule: messenger RNA, 432 nt
Organism: Charadrius vociferus (killdeer)
Lineage: Eukaryota; Metazoa; Chordata; Aves; Charadriiformes; Charadriidae
Product: ribonuclease CL2-like
Exons: 1
Coding region: 1-432 (143 amino acids)
Molecular function (GO): nucleic acid binding
Source: RefSeq, a predicted model, not a curated record